Molecule: messenger RNA, 2089 nt
Organism: Dryobates pubescens (Downy woodpecker)
Lineage: Eukaryota; Metazoa; Chordata; Aves; Piciformes; Picidae
Gene: NUP43
Product: nucleoporin 43
Exons: 8
Coding region: 39-1163 (374 amino acids)
Cellular component (GO): nuclear pore outer ring
Molecular function (GO): protein binding
Source: RefSeq, a predicted model, not a curated record
GGGCGGGCGGCAGCGGCGGGAGCUGGCGCGCGGCGGCCAUGGAGGAUGUGUGCGCCAAGUUCGUGUCGCAGAAGAUCAGCAAGACGCGCUGGCGGCCCCUGCCCGCCGCCGCACUCCAGCCCCCCGACCUCUUCGCCACAGGUUCCUGGGACAACGAGGAUAACAGGAUCUCGAUUUGGUCUGUUGGAGAUCUUGGAAACACGGGCCUCAAUGGCGAAUUUCAAGCAGAACCUCAGCUGCUGUGUGACAUAAGGCACAAUGGUGAUGUCAUGGACAUGCAGUUUUUGGAUCAAGAGAGAAUUGUGGUUGCCUCAUCAACAGGAACUGUAACUGUAUUCCGUCAUCAUCAAAAUAACCAGACUUUAUCUGCCAACCAGCGGUGGGAGAAAGCUCAUUAUCACGUGGACCAAGAAACAUCUUGUGGUGGUGCAGCAUGUACUGGCGUCAUCUGCAACAACCCAGAAAUUGUCACUGUUGGAGAAGAUGGUAGAAUAAAUCUCUUCAGAGCUGACCAAAAGGAUGCAGUAAGAACUAUAGAUAAUGCAGACAGCAGUACACUCCAUGCUGUGACUUUCCUUCGCACAACUGAAAUCUUGACAGUAAAUUCAAUUGGACAGUUAAAAAUAUGGGACCUCAGACAACAAAGAAAUGAACCAUCUCAAAUAUUUUCUUUGACGGGUGACAGAGUUCCACUGCACUGUGUGGACAGGCAUCCCAAUCAGCAGCAUAUUGUGGCCACAGGGGGCCAGGAUGGGAUGCUGAGUAUAUGGGAUAUUAGGCAGGAUACUAUGCCAGUGUCCCUGCUUAAUGCUCAUGAAGCAGAAAUGUGGGAAGUUCACUUCCAUCCCUCCAACCCUGAUCACUUAUUUACAUGUUCUGAAGAUGGGUCUUUAUGGCACUGGGAUACUUCCACAGAUGUAGCCGAUAGACCAUCUUUUCUUCAUCAAGGAGGAAGAAAUACUACCUAUUUUUCCCACAGUACCAUUAAUCAGUCUGUAGUAAGUGCCUGGCUAAGCAACGAUCCUACUAAAGACCGCAUGGAAAUCACCAACUUAAUUCCAAAUCAGACUUUGUCUGUGAAUACUUUAGAUGUUUUGGGACCAUGCCUAGUAUAUGGUACUGAUGCAGAGGCUAUUUAUGUAAACAGACAAAUUUUUGCAUGAAAUUACUCUGGUAUCCCUUCGAAAUAUUUGUCACCUUCAGCUACUGGGAAAUGUCAGCUUCAUUCUGAAUGAUGCUCAUUAGUCUAUUAUCAGCAUGUGGAGGAAAGGUCCACAUCUUGGCCCUGGUACUGCAGAAGAAAGGUAAAGUACCUCAGAUUCUGACUACUGUCACUCAUUGAUGCUUGAGGGUGGGUAACUCUUGUACUACAUGUUGAAACAGUAAUUAUAAUGUUAAUUUCUUCCCCAGUGCCUGUUAGGUUUGGUACACAGGAAAGUAGUAACUAGGGCAAGAUACUUGCUAUAAACUGAUGUCCAUAAUAUGCUUGCACAUACAAAGCAAAACAAAGAUAAACUCCCUGGGGUUUUUUUUUUGCUUGUUGGUUGGUUUGGGGUUAUUGUUAUGUUUUGGUUUUUUAUCCUGUAAAGAUAUUUUUGAAGUAUUAAUUCUAAGGGCAAAUUAUGGGGUUCAUUGAAAUCCUUUUUAUGUCAGCUGAGAGAGAUGGGGGUUUUUAAAAUGAGCUUUUUAUAUAUUUCAGGGAACAUAAUUUUCUAUGUUAGUUCAUGCAAAUUGGAAAGAAAAACCGUUAAAGCUGUGAAAUGUGAAAGGUUCUGUUGGAAUCUUAGCAUUUUGGUAACCGUAUUUACAGCUUCAUCAUGGAUGCUGCAAGCUAAAACUUGACAAUGUACUUGUAACACUCAACAGAAAGGACUUUCUUUUUUUUUUAAUAAUUAAGAGGUCAUAACUGACAUGUGUUGGCUGUUUUCAAGUGUGAGAACAAGACUUUCUAAAUUUGAGACACAUUCUUUGUCACAAUCAAAAUUUCAUAUCCAGUUUGUUGCAGUCUUGAAAAGUUUAAAUUUUGAUUACUGUUGUACCUACCUUUUGUUGCAGAGCACCCUUUCUCUUUUUUAAUAAAAAAGUUUUG